AAUCGCCCUCAAGUUAAUUGGUGUGGCAUUUAUUUAUUUGGAAUUCUGAAACUCACCACCAUCAACACCCAAUAUGUCCACCCUGAAAAACGAAAUUCACAAUCAAUCAUGGAAAACAUUAUAGGACGCCUCCUCUUCCUUCUUCUUGCGCUGGAAUUCCAGCUCCAGCCAUUCUUAAGCUCUGCCUCUGCCUCCAAAGCAGCUAGUGGAAUCAAGUAUCUUCCUGGAUUCGAUGGCCCGCUUCCGUUUUACUUGGAAACAGGGUAUAUUGGCGUGGGAGAAGCAGAGGAGGUGCAGCUGUUCUACUAUUUUGUGAAGUCAGAGAGGAAUCCAGAGCAAGACCCUCUCAUACUCUGGCUUACUGGAGGCCCUGGCUGCUCGUCCUUGUCUGGUCUUGCCUUUGAGAUCGGUCCUGUUCGUUUUAAAGUGGUUGAAUAUAAUGGGAGCUUACCCACGUGGGUCUUGAAUCCAGACUCUUGGACAAAGGUUUCCAGUGUAAUAUUUCUGGACCUCCCGGUCGGAGCUGGAUUCUCCUAUGCAACAAGCGAACCCGCUUUCCGAUCAAGCGACAAAGUGCAAGCAUCCCAAGCCGUCGAAUUUAUGCGCAAAUGGCUAAAGAAACAUCCAGAGUUCCAAACAAAUCAAUUUUACAUCGGCGGGGAUUCCUAUGCCGGCAUCCCUCUACCCAUCGCGGUUCAAAUCAUUUCCAACGAAAACGAAAUGGGCAUCAAGCCGAUGUUGAAUCUUAAGGUGGUUUAUAAUUGAAAUUACGAAAAUUUUAUGUUGUCUUGUGUUUCAUAGGAUAGAACUUUAUGUGUUGUUGAUUUUUUUUUAUUGUUGUAAAUUGUUCCUCAAAAUUACUUGUUUCAAGGGUUACAUACUUGGGAACCCAGUGACAGAUUUCAGAAAAUUCGAGGGUAACUCACGAAUUCCAACUGCCCAUGGAUUGUCACUCAUUUCAGAUGAACUUUACCAGUCACUAGAGACAAGGUGUGGGGCAGAAUAUCAGAAUGUUGAUCCUACCAAUUAUGAAUGUAUCAACAAUUUACAUGCUUUUGAUGAGUGUUUGUCAGGGCUAUACUUUGAGCACAUAUUGUAUCCGAUGUGUGGACUAGCUUCUCCAAAACCAACAAUGGAGGAGAUCCAGAUGGACAACAGGAGAUUCCUAUGGGACAAACAUAGACAACAAUCUUUGUCUAUAGAUGUUCCUACAUUUGGUUGUCCGACUUACCCUCAUCUUCUUUCCUAUUACUGGGCGGAUGAUGCAGUUGUCCGCAAAGCACUUCAUGUGAGAAAGGACACAGUGCAGAGAUGGAUACGAUGUAACUACAGGUCAGAUUACAGUAACGAUGUCAGCAGCAGUUUUAAGUAUCAUGUCUUCCUUUCAACCAAGGGUUAUCGUUCGUUGAUCUACAGCGGGGAUCAUGACAUGGUGGUACCAUCAAUGGGAACGCAAGCCUGGAUUAGAGCUCUCAACUACUCCAUUGUAGAAGAUUGGCGAUCAUGGCACGUGGAUGGCCAAGUUGGAGGGUAUACAAGAACAUACUCCAAUGGAAUGACGUUUGCAACUGUCAAGGGAGCUGGGCAUAUAGCAGUAGAGCACAAGUCUCACGAGUGUUCGGUUAUGUUCAAAAGGUGGAUAAAUCAAGAGUCUCUAUGAAAACAAGAGAUACAAAGAAGAAGUUCAAGUCAGUAAAAAAGAUAAGGUGUUACAAGAAAGACUUUAUUUAGUUUAGGUAUAAAUAAAGGGAUGUCACACUCAUAAUUAAGAAGUUGUUUUAGCCAAGAAACGACUCUCGUGUCCUGGUUCAAGCUAUGUCUGCCAGAUUUCUUCAAGGGUUGGGCUGAUUUGUGGAAGGACGGGCAGAUUCCGGUCAUCUACGCUUGAAUGAUCAAAAUUAGUGUCUUUGUGAUGAAGAACAUGGAGAGUAAAGAUAGAGAAAAAUAAAAGGGUAUGCAAAGUGAGGAGAGGAGACGACCUUUUAUUUGGAAGAUCUAAUUCCUGCUCUAUAAGCAAAAGCGUGUGUUACUGUUUUAGGCCUUGAUUGUAACUCGGAGG
This is a messenger RNA of Linum tenue, 2059 nucleotides long. The record is from the annotation of a GenBank genome assembly. Lineage: Eukaryota; Viridiplantae; Streptophyta; Magnoliopsida; Malpighiales; Linaceae.